Molecule: messenger RNA, 2412 nt
Organism: Physella acuta
Lineage: Eukaryota; Metazoa; Mollusca; Gastropoda; Physidae
Product: putative lipid scramblase CLPTM1
Cellular component (GO): membrane; endomembrane system
Source: RefSeq, a predicted model, not a curated record
AAAAAUAGAUUUAUGUUCUAGCCUAGCCUGCAUAAGUACGGUUAAACCAUAGUCUUAGGCUAGCAAUUUAGUUUGUUAGAUCUCUAUUCAACAUGGCGGACACCAAUGUGGUAGCUACUGAAGAAAAUGUUCCCGUAGUUAACGCUAACGAGCAGCAGCAACAACCGCGACCAAAUGGGUGGUCCAUUUUUAAAACACUUGCUAUACGGAUGGUGUUCAUCUACUUCAUUGCUAGCAUGUUCAGGCGAUCCCCUCAGCCUCAGGACACCACCACUGUAGAUGGUCAAUCUGGACAAACCCUCAAACCAUCCUCUAAUGUGUUUGAAAAAUUUACAAACAUGGAUAUGUAUGUUUACAUAUCAGAGCAAGAAAUUUUUACUGAUUUCAAAAAUGAAAAAGCACUUUUCUGGUUGGAAAAGGGAUUAGUGUAUGGUGACUGGACAGAAGGAGCAAAUGAAGAUGGCACAUUUGAAAUGUUUGGGCAGGUGGAAAUAUCUCAGAAUGUACAAAACAAUGGGUCUCUCUACAUACAUGUGUUUUUUGUGAAAGAAGGAAUGUCACCUGACCCUAAUGACAGAUCUGCAAAGACCUAUUCAAAAAAGUACACAGCACAUCGAUCAAAAAGACUAAACAAAUUUAAAAAGCGCAAGUUUCACAAGACAGUCAAUUUACUGACUGGUCAAACGGAUGUCCACCCUGACCUAGUACAGAAAGAAAACUCCUCCUCCUAUGAAAUACUUUCCCACUGGCACCCUAACCUCACAAUCAACCUUCUGGAUGACCAUUCACCAUGGCUGCCUGGCUCCGUACCUCCACCAUUGGAUGAAUACAUUGAGUUUAUACCUAGUUCAAACAAAUAUUAUCCUGUCAUCUAUCUCAAUGACUAUUGGAACUUGAAUGCAGAUUACAUGCCCAUCAAUGACACCACCAAAAACCUGAACCUGUCCCUAACCUACAGUCCUAUGUCCUUAUUUAAGUGGCAGUUGUAUGCAGCUCAGGGAAUGAGGAACAAAUGGAUUAAUAUGCUUGGCUCAGAUGGUGGAGAAGAAGAAGAAGAUCAGGAUUCACUUAAGGUUGCCUUCCUUGAGACCAGCCCCUAUCUGCUUGGCAUGACUAUUAUUGUUUCAAUUCUGCAUAGUAUAUUUGAGUUUCUGGCAUUUAAAAAUGAUAUCCAGUUCUGGAAAAGUCGCAAGUCACUGGAGGGACUGUCUGUCAGAUCUGUGUUCUUCAAUGUCAUCCAGUCCCUGAUUGUUCUUCUCUACAUCAUGGACAAUGAGACCAACACUGUUGUUAAGAUUAGUGUUUUUAUUGGACUUUGUAUUGAAAUCUGGAAGAUCAACAAGGUGGUCAAUGCACAGCUAGACAGAGAGAACAAAAUUCUGGGUAUAUUUCCUCGGCCCAGACUAACAGAGAAAUCAACUUACACAGAAUCACAUACAAAGAAAUAUGAUAUUUUGGCAUUCCGCUACCUCUCAUGGUUGUUGUACCCUCUUCUGGGCUGCUAUGCUGUAUACUCACUAGUGUAUCAAGAACAUAAGGGCUGGUACUCCUGGGUCCUCAGCAUGUUGUAUGGCUUUUUGCUCACAUUUGGUUUUAUCAUGAUGACACCCCAACUAUUUAUCAAUUACAAACUCAAGUCUGUUGCACACUUACCAUGGAGAAUGCUGACCUAUAAAGCCCUAAAUACUUUCAUUGAUGAUAUUUUUGCCUUUGUGAUCAAAAUGCCAACCUUGUAUAGACUUGGAUGCUUAAGGGACGAUGUGAUAUUUUUUAUCUACCUGUAUCAGCGCUACAUUUAUUCUGUGGACCCCAAGAGAGUGAAUGAGUUUGGAACAAGCCAAGAAAUGCUAGAGACUAAAGAGAUAACAGAUGAUAAUAAAGUCAAGGAAGAAAAUGGUUCAGUCAAGCAACUAGAAGAGAAAAAAAAUGAUUAAAACAGUUUGGCCUGAGCACGACCAUCCUGUCAUUUAGUUGAUUAGAAAAGUCCCCCAUGAGGAGAUAAAUACCACAAUGACAAAACAUAGCCAUCUACAAAGACUAAUUAUUCCAAGUUGAACUUUGUCAGAUGUAUUUGUAUGAACUUUUGGAUGUUUUUAAAUGUUGAGUGAGUGGAUCCAUGUUUUGGUUGAUGCUUGGAUCAAGUGUGUGUCAAUUGACAUCUGUAUUGCAUUGGUGUAGUCAAUGUUUCUUCUUAGUACACCGUGUGUUCAAGUAGUGCCCAUGCUGUUUAGAUAGUAGAUGUAGUUUAAGCCAUUGGAGUCAGCCCUACCUACCCUGUGUCUGCCUGAAUGUUACAAGAACCUGACACCACACCCACUUACAUUAUAAUCAGAACUUUGAUGGAAUCAGAAGAAAUCCAUUGGGGAAAAAAAAAUCAAGCUGUUGAAUUAAAGUCAACAUAAAGUGAUCAAA